UUGAAGCAACCCAAUUAUCUUUUAACCUCUGUGCUCUAAUGGGUUUUGUUGUAUUUCUCUUGGGUUUCUGUCGCCGAUUGGAAUCAUUCCGAUUUAUGGUUAAUAAUUGGAGUUGAAUUUUAGGCGUUUUUUCCUGAUAUGAUGAGCAGAGAUGGUUUUGGUUGUUCGGAGUACCAGAGAAGUGGAUUUGGAUGUUUUUCCAGAACUAUUUUUGCUUUGUGGGCUGUUCAUAUUUUUUUGGUUUUUCAGCCUGUGGAUGGUCUGAGACCAUUGCGGGAGAGGGCUCGAUCAUGGGGCGAUGAGUGGUUGUUUGUAAGAAAAGAUAAGAGUGAUUUGGGUCCAUUUUCUGAAUGGAAUAUUACAGGAACAUAUAGAGGCAGUUGGAGUUUUCUAGAUUCCAAAAAUAACUCUUCCAGGUUUCCAGAUUUCAGAAACUCCAAUGGCAAUUCAAUCAUUGAAUUAAUUAGUACACCAACCAAAAUAUCUGGUGUUCAUUAUGUUCAGGGGGUUGUUAUUUUUCAUGAUGUAAUUGGUAAUGAACAUGAUGUUAGUGGAGUUCAAAUUAAGGUCGAGGGUGUAUAUAUUUGGCCUUUUAGACAGCUUCGGAUGGUUGCUAACAGUGGAAAAGGAGGAGAAUAUGAGCAAGAAGUUGACAGUAUCUUAUCGAAUCCUUAUCAUUUACUUGGAGUUUUCUCCUCCCAGGUGCUCCAAGAAUCACCACAGGAUAAGAUGUGGAAAAGAAGCCACUCACCAAUUUAUGAAAUGGAGAAGCAUUGCAAUAUCGAAAUAGCAGCUCAAAUUUCACAUUUAUCUUCUGCACAAAAUGGAAACGGAGAACGUGACCAUUACCAUAUCGAAGGAUUAAUGGAGAGUCCUGCAGUAGAUGAUGAUGGAGAUUGCUUUUCUCCCUUGGCGUUAAAUGCCACUUCUGUCAACAUCGAAAUCUACUACAACAAAGCAGUGAAUUACACCUUAAUGGUCACUUUUGUCUCUUUCCUUCAAGUACUUCUCUUAAUCCGGCAAAUGGAACAUAGUAACACUCAAUCUGGUGCUGCCAAAGUUUCGAUACUAAUGAUCGGGCAACAAGCUAUUAUGGAUGCUUAUCUAUGUCUGCUGCAUCUGACAGCAGGAAUAUUAGUCGAAUCGUUAUUUAAUGCUUUUGCAACUGCUGCGUUUUUCAAGUUCGUCGUGUUCUCGAUUUUUGAGAUGAGAUACCUUCUUGCAAUAUGGAAAGCCAGCAGGCCUAUGAACAAUGGAGAAGGUUGGGAAACGAUGAGACGUGAACUUUCGGUUCUAUAUAGCCGUUUCUAUGGAAUCCUUUUGGGAGGCAUGUUUCUUAUGUACGAGUUGCAUCGUUUUAUGAGACCGAUUAUUUUCCUCAUGUACUCGUUUUGGAUACCUCAAAUAGUCACCAACGUUAUUCGCGACUCGAGAAAACCUUUGCAUAUAUACUACAUCUUAGGAAUAACUAUAACUCGGCUCGCCAUUCCGUUGUAUGUCUUCGGCUGCCCCCACAAUUUCAUGCGUAUUCAGCCUGAUAAAACUUGGUGCAUCUGUUUGGGCGUCUUUACUUUUCUCCAAGUCGCCAUUCUUCUUCUUCAGCACUAUUUUGGAUCCCGGUGGUUCAUCCCUCGUCAGAUUCUACCCGAGAAAUACAGCUACUACCGGAGGGUAGAUCAAAAUGGGAAUCAUACCACAGAUUGUGUCAUUUGCAUGACUGCCAUAGAUGUUUCACGUCCUAACGACUGCAUGAUUACUCCAUGUGAUCAUUUCUUCCAUUCUGGUUGCUUACAAAGAUGGAUGGAUAUAAAGAUGGAAUGCCCGACAUGUCGCCGUUUGCUGCCGCCUGUCUGAUCGUACCUAGUCGUCGUCGUAUCAACGUUCCUUUACGAUCAUCCGGCAUUUCCUCGCCCCAAAAAUUUUGGUAUGCAUAAUCUUGUUCUCACUCAGGCUGAGGAACACAUGGGCAGAGAGUUGAAGCAGCAAUGUAGAGAGAGUUGCAAAAGGAUGAGCUUCAAUGAACACAUCCAGUAGCUGAUCUGCAUUGUUUGUAUAAUGUAUAUCUUUUCUGUACAUCGACACAAAAUCUGUAGUUUGGUAGAGUAGAACUGACAGAAUUUCUUCUUCCUCGGAGGAUUCGAAUUGAUGCAACUUGAUACAACUCGACAAGUUUAGAGUUGGUGUUCUUGUUUUGACAAUGUAGAAGUUGGAGAAAGAUUCGUGUCAAUAAGAUUGUUACAGCGA
Cucurbita moschata (crookneck pumpkin) is the source of this 2244-nucleotide messenger RNA. Its product is annotated as transmembrane E3 ubiquitin-protein ligase 1-like. The transcript is spliced from 14 exons. NCBI's taxonomy places the organism in Eukaryota, Viridiplantae, Streptophyta, Magnoliopsida, Cucurbitales, Cucurbitaceae. Gene Ontology annotation, molecular function: zinc ion binding. Bases 139 to 1854 code for a protein of 571 amino acids. The record is from RefSeq and is a predicted model, not a curated record.